Gongylonema pulchrum is the source of this 1167-nucleotide messenger RNA. Lineage: Eukaryota; Metazoa; Nematoda; Chromadorea; Rhabditida; Gongylonematidae. The record is from the annotation of a GenBank genome assembly.
AUGGUGGUAUCAGGUGCAGGUGCCUUGCAAGCAGUUGUCCUGUGCGGUGGUCUGGGCAAUCGCAUGACCGAUCUGACGGAUUACAUCCCGAAAUGUAUGCUUCCAAUUGCUGGCGUAAUUUUGGUGGUUGCCGAGGCAUUGUUGGCCGAAAUAAAGCAACUUUUAUCUGGCUGCACCUUGCCUCCGUUGCCUAAUUUACACAUCGAAUUCGUCUCACUGGGCACAGAUGCUGAGAAUUGGGGAACUGCCGAUGUAUUACGACAUAUUGCUGAUCGUAUCAAGAAGGAUUUUGUGGUUGUGAGUGGAGAUUUUGUAUCAGAUAUGAGUUUAUCGCCGAUGCUGGCAUUGCAUAGUGCUGAAAAUUCGGCACUGACAUGUCUUCUGACCGAUCGUUUUAUCACGGGCCCUGUUCCUGGCCUAAAAGCCCGACAAAGCGUAGGCUGUGAUUUUAUCGCUCUUGCUAAAAAUAACCAAUUGUUAUUUAUUGGUUCCGAAGAAGAUUAUGAUGAGGAAGUGCCUAUGGAUCUUAUUCUUCUGAAAAAAUGCCGAAGUGCCUUAUUUACCACAGCAUACAAUGAUUGUCAUGUUUAUAUUAUGAAAAAAUGGAUACUGAAUUUCAUCAAAAUGCACAGAAAUUUUACAUCACUGAAAGCAGAUGUUAUACCGUAUAUUCUGAAGAAACAGUUUACAAAAGACGGGCUUGAGCUGGUCGAGAAUGAACCAGUGGAUCCGUUAAGCGAAUUGGUGCAAAAACUAAGCUUCGGUACAGCAAUUGCAAGUCGAAAGCAGCCAGCAGUACGAUGUUUCGCCUAUAUACUAACACAGGAGAAUGGUUAUAUUAUUGCGCAUGUGAAUACAAUCGGAGCCUAUUUUGAAGUCAAUAAAGCUAUUGUUCGCUUUUUAUCAUCAAGAUUUUCGGAGAAAUUUCCAACCGGCCAAACAGUUGAUACUCCGAAUACGCCGACCGGUUUCGAAUGUUACGUUAGUGCAGCGGCACAAUUUGCCGUAGUGCAACAUACAGCUGCUGAAGAAGGCGAAAUCGCGAAACCGUUGCUGCGAUCCGAAAAACCGAUCAUCAAACGUUCCGUAAUUGGUGCCAAUAGUAUUAUUGGAAUGAAAACGAAAAUUAUCAACUCACUGGUAAUGGAUGGCUGUAUCAUUGGCCCU